CCGCCGCCGCCAUCUUUGUUGUGGGCAAGCGGGCCUUCCCGGGAGUCCCGGCUGGGGUCGGGCCGGGCCGUGCCGGGAUGCCCAAGUCGUGCGCGGCGCGGCAGUGCUGUAACCGCUACAGCAGCCGCAGGAAGCAGCUCACCUUCCACCGCUUCCCUCUCAGCCGUCCCGAGCUGCUCCGGGAGUGGGUGCACAACAUGGGCCGCGGUAACUUCCAGCCCAAGCAGCACACGGUCCUCUGCUCUGAGCACUUUCGGCCCGAGUGCUUCAGCGCCUUCAGGAACCGCAAGAACCUGACCCACAACGCGGUGCCCACCGAGUUCGCCUUCCAGCACCCUGCCCCGGUGAGCCGCCCGGAACCGGGGGAAGUCACCUGUGCUGGGAGGGUCGGGUCACAGCUGGCAAGGGAGAGUGCAGAGCGAACCAGCCAGGGCAGGAAGGCCACCCCUGAGGAGGGGCAGGUACUGCCAAUGAACCCUGAGGCCCCUGCACCCCGCCGCGGCCCACCACCACCACCACCGCCACCACCACCCUGCGAUCACAGCUACGCACUCCGGGACCUGGACACCCUCAAGGACAAACUCUUGGUGGCGCUGAAGGAGAAUGAGAAGCUGCGUAGGCGUGUGAGGGCCCAGAGGCUGGUACUGCGGAGGCUGAGCCGGCGUCUCCGGGCACAUGCACGGAGCCAAGCCAUGGGGGCAGGGUCCGAACCCGCCUCGACCCCUGGGGAACCCCCAAGUUGUGCAGAAAGCACCCCUGAGCAGAUCACCGCCCCGCAGUGAGGCUGCUGGGCCUGAGACCUAACAGAGCACCUGCCCUCCCCUUCUCACCCACCCACCCACCCUCGAGGGUCCCCCAAGAGGCCAGUUUGUGUGAACAGGCAGGCCCUGGGGUUCCUGGCGGUAUUGGGGACAU
Messenger RNA from Suncus etruscus (white-toothed pygmy shrew), 915 nucleotides. RefSeq names its product THAP domain containing 3 (gene THAP3). The coding region runs from base 78 to 782 and encodes 234 amino acids. NCBI's taxonomy places the organism in Eukaryota, Metazoa, Chordata, Mammalia, Eulipotyphla, Soricidae. The record is from RefSeq and is a predicted model, not a curated record. The transcript has 4 exons.